Molecule: messenger RNA, 363 nt
Organism: Aspergillus wentii DTO 134E9
Lineage: Eukaryota; Fungi; Ascomycota; Eurotiomycetes; Eurotiales; Aspergillaceae
Exons: 1
Coding region: 1-363 (120 amino acids)
Biological process (GO): secondary metabolite biosynthetic process; amino acid activation for nonribosomal peptide biosynthetic process
Cellular component (GO): cytoplasm
Molecular function (GO): phosphopantetheine binding
Source: RefSeq, a predicted model, not a curated record
AUGGGCCGGCUUAAGGUCACAGAUGCCAGCCUGACACCUGUGGUUGUCAGUCAAAUCUACCCACGCAAUGUACCGACUUUGAAAAGCCUCAGCAUAGGGGGUGAUGCACCCACAAAGGAAAUACUCUCGAGAUGGUCUAGCCAGGUCCGACUUAACAACGUAUACGGGACCACAGAGACAGGCGUCUGGGACACGGUCAGGUCUUAUAUGAGCCCACAUGACCAUCCCAAACAUAUCGGAAAAGGUAUCGGAGUCACCUGCUGGAUUGUCGAUCCGUCCAAUGUGCAGAAACUAAGGCCCGUCGGGCUCAAAGGCGAAUUGCUCAUUCAAUGCCCUUACCUGGGACAGGGCUAUCUGAACUAG